Dromaius novaehollandiae (emu) is the source of this 8024-nucleotide messenger RNA. It is a transcript of the gene ITGB8, whose product is annotated as integrin subunit beta 8. The record is from RefSeq and is a predicted model, not a curated record. Gene Ontology annotation, molecular function: integrin binding. The transcript is spliced from 14 exons. Gene Ontology annotation, biological process: cell migration; integrin-mediated signaling pathway; cell adhesion mediated by integrin. Gene Ontology annotation, cellular component: integrin complex; focal adhesion; cell surface. NCBI's taxonomy places the organism in Eukaryota, Metazoa, Chordata, Aves, Casuariiformes, Dromaiidae. The coding region runs from base 124 to 2430 and encodes 768 amino acids.
CCCGGCCCCGCCGCCGCCGCCGCCGCCCCCGCGGGGGCCGGGACUGAGCGCGCCGCGCCGCCGAGACGCGGCCCCGAGGAGAGGGCGAGGGAGCGGGAGCCGAAGAGCUGCCGCCCGCGCCGCAUGAUGUGGGUGCCGCUGCUGGCGUGCCUCGCCGCGGGGAUCGUCUCCGUGCAGAAGUGCCAGCGCGGCCCCGGCCCCCUCCUCGGGGCGGCCCGGCUGCUGGCAGCCGCGCCGGGACUCUGCCAGCGCCUGGAAAACAGAUGUGCCACUUCAAAUGCAGUAACAUGCACAAAGUGCCUUGCUUUGGGUCCAGAGUGUGGAUGGUGUGCUCAAGAGGAUUUCAUGGCUGACGCAACACAGACAGGACGCUGUGACACUGUUUUUAACUUGAAGAAAAGAGGCUGCCAAUCAGAUUUUGUAGAAAAUCCCACAGUUCAUGUAACAAUACCGAGUGACCAUGAAACAAAUACACAAGUGACACCGGGAAAAGUUUCAGUCCAACUGCGUCCAGGAAGCGAAGCAAACUUUAUAUUAAAAGUCCGUCCUCUAGAGAAAUACCCCGUGGACCUCUAUUAUCUAGUUGAUGUCUCAGCCUCUAUGCACAACAAUAUAGAAAAAUUAAAUUCAGUUGGAUUUGCUUUAUCUAAAAAGAUGGAGAAUAUUUCUAUUGAUUUUCGUCUUGGAUUUGGAUCAUAUGUGGAUAAAACUGUUUCGCCCUAUAUUAGCAUUCACCCAGGUAGAAUCCAUAACCAAUGCAGUGAUUACAAUUUAGACUGUAUGCCUCCUCAUGGUUAUAUUCAUGUGCUAUCCCUGACUGACAACAUAGCAGAAUUCAGAAAUGCAGUGAAUAAACAAAAAAUUUCUGGGAAUAUUGAUACACCUGAAGGGGGGUUUGAUGCAAUGCUUCAAGCAGCUGUAUGCCAGAGUCAUAUUGGAUGGCGCAAAGAAGCAAAGAGACUACUUCUUGUGAUGACAGAUCAAACUUCCCAUCUGGCCCUUGAUAGUAAAUUGGCAGGGAUAGUAAUUCCCCAUGAUGGAAACUGCCAUCUGAAAGAUAAUGUGUACGUCAAAGCUACGAGUAUGGAGCAUCCAUCACUUGGGCAGCUUUCUGAAAAGUUGAUUGACAAUAACAUCAAUGUUAUUUUUGCAGUUCAAGGAAGCCAGUUUCAUUGGUAUAAAGAUCUGUUACCUCUGUUGCCUGGUACUGUUGCAAGACAGAUAGAAUCACAAGCAGCAAAUCUCAAUGAUUUGGUGGUAGAAGCCUAUCAGAAACUAAUCUCUGAAGUGAAAAUUCAAGUGGAUAACCAGAUCCAAGAUCUUAAUUUCAAUAUCACUGCAAUCUGUCCUGAUGGAAGUAAAAAAACAGGCAUGGAAGGAUGUAAAAAUGUGGGAUAUAAUGAAGAAGUGCUUUUCAAUGUCUCAGUUACAAUGAGAGGAUGUCAUACAACUGGAGGAAGAAAAUAUGUGAUACUUAAGCCUAUUGGUUUCAAUGAAACCACCAUCAUUAAUGUACAUAAAAACUGUGCCUGUCAGUGUGGAGACAGUGCAAAGCACAAAAGGGUUUGUGCUGACGAAACUUCCCCUUUUGGUGAACAAUCCCAUUGCAGUGACACUAAUUGUAAUUCCAAUAGAGAGAUACUCUCUUCUGAGAGGUGCAGACGACACCAGGACCAGCCCAUCUGCAGUGGUCAAGGAGACUGUGUAGAUGGAAAAUGUUUCUGUUACAAAAACAAGCUGGGCAAGGUGUAUGGCAAGUAUUGUGAAAUGGAUGAUUUUUCCUGCCCAUAUCACCAUGGAAACUUGUGUUCUGGUAAUGGUGAAUGCGAAGCUGGUAAAUGUAAAUGCUUUGCUGGCUGGGAAGGUGACCGUUGUCAGUGUUCAUCACAAUCAGCAAAACACUGCCAGAAUUCAAAGGGCCAGGUUUGCAGUGGAAGAGGAAAUUGUGUAUGUGGAAAGUGUGAAUGCACUGAUCCAAGAAGCUUUGGCCGUUUGUGUGAAUAUUGCCCUACUUGUAACAGUGCCUGUGAAGAAAACUGGAAUUGUGUUCAGUGCCAUCAUCCUAACAAUGCAUCUCAAGCUAUACUUGACCAGUGUAAAACCUCAUGCACUUACAUGUUGCAUUAUAUUGACCAAGCUUCAGAAUGUUUCUCUGGACGAAGCUACUUUAGAAUCUUUUCCAUAAUCUUUAUAGUUACAUUUCUGAUUGGGUUGCUUACUGUUCUUAUCAUCAGGCAGAUAAUUCUGCAGUGGAAUAGCAAUAAAGUUAAGUCUUCAGCUGAUUACAGAGUGUCUACAACAAAGAAGGAUAAGAUGUUUUUGCCUACUGUUUGUACAAGAACAGUAACAUACAGACGUGACAAACCAGAAGAAAUAAAUAUCGACAUCAGCAAGUUACGAUUAAAUGAAACUUUCAAGUGUGAAUUCUGAAGACAGUGUGUUUUCUGCAAAUAUCUAUUUCCAUCAUUUUCUACUUUUAAAGGUUACCUUUUGUACUCUGUAAGAGUCUUGACUGUUGCUGUUUGGUUUUGUGUCAUGCAUUUUGUUGAAUACUGUAACAAAGUCACAUGUAAGCAUAGUCACAUAAUGUGACUAUGUUUAAAACUAUAGCUGCUGUAUUUUUUUGGAAAGAGAAAUGUGCAUUACUACUGUUCCAGAACAUUAGUGUUGAUGUAGCACUUUAAUGUAUUCUAAUUUAUUUAGUUAUGGCAUAGAAUGUAGAUAUGAACAGGUCUGACAAAGCACUGAUCUCACUCUACAUGUAGCUAGUACUGAUAUGCUCUGUGGGAAUGGACAAAAACUGUGACUGAGCUAUUAAUAUUGCUGUAUAUUGUGGCAAUAGACGAAACUUCAAAUACUCUUAAAUAGAGUAAAUGGUACUUUUAUAGUUCUCUCAGUUGACUAAAUUCCACUGAUUUGUUUGUUUUAGUCUCUUAGCUUUUCCUCAUUACUAAAUAGAAAUAACUGGAUUAAAUGAGCACUUAGUUACACUGAUGUGUGUAUAGUUGUGUGUAUGUGUAGAUCUAUACAUAUACAUACACAUACAUGCACACAUACAGAUAAAUAUGUAUAUAAUACAAUUUUUAAUCUGUACACGAUGGUGUCACUUAUAGUUUGUAUCUGAUAUAAGAGAAUAAUUUUUAGCUUUUUGCUUGUUUCAGAAUAAAAACUUUUAUAGAAAUUUUAAGAUAUGUGAAAACUGAGUGCGUACAGGAAAUGAGAGAGUUGUUCUUACCAGCAGCAUAGUCUACAGAGUAAUCACUGCUGGCUAACUUCACCUCUGGCGUUAGCAGCAUCAGCUCUAUUGCAAUCAGAUAAAUUACACCAGAGCUGUGUUUGGUUUGCUAGCUACAUGUCAGUGUUUUGCCAAAUAAGGGCUCUGUUCUUUUUGAAUGUCAGACUUAAGUCUGAUUUUCCACAUGUGCUCUUUUUUCUGUGUAAAAUUAGUUGACAGGAUUAGUUUUCUUGAAUCCUUACUUAACCACUUCAAUUUUUAUGACUGUGCAUUGAGAAAUGUGUCCAGUGUGGUAUGAAAAAGUAUCUGCAAUUCAAAAGAAGGUGCGGAAAAUAGGAGUCUUUUUUUCUCAAGAGAACAUGUUAGUUGACUUCAUAAAUGUAGAAUCAAAUUCUGCCUUCAGAAAUGAGCAAAAACUCUUCUAAACACAGUGGGACCAAUAUAAGCUUAUCUAAGAGCAGAAUUUAAGCUAUAAGGUCAGCCAGAAACAUUUUCUUACCCUGAAGCAGGCCGUAGUGCUGCAAGACAUGUUAUUGCCAUAUGCUAUUUCGAAGGGUCAGCUAACAGUCUGAUUUACUUAUUUUAUGCUGCCAAAAUCAUAGAAAUUCUGAUCAACCUUUCUGAAAUAUGCACUAAGAUCUAGCUGGCAAAAAAAUCAUCUCAGAAGACAGUAUGCAGUAUAUCGUUUUAGCAGUAUUAAUUAGUGAUACUAAAUAUUGAUCUCUACUUGUUACAGGUAAGAGUCACAGAAACAUCUUUAUAUGCCAUUUCUACAAAUGUAUAAGAAUAUUACUAUUUCCUAUUCUGUACUUUUUCUGUACUGUAAAUUCCCACUAAAAUCUGAGGAGUAUACGUGCAAAAAGAAGGCAGGAUGUAGAAUAGAUGAUGAGUGUUAUACAAGGGUUCACAGUGAAUUACUUGGGCCAAGGAUCAAAUGAGGGAUUAAGAAAAAUAAUACAGAGAUAGUGGGCUUUCCACUGAAUUUUCCUAGAAGCUUUAGAUUUUAGGGCUUGUUUUUAAAAUUUUAUAAACUGCACCAUUAAAGGUUUCUAAAGCAGUCUUCACAGUAGAACCUGAGCUUCUUACCACAUGGUUGAAAGUGUCUCAUUUAAAGCAAAGGGGAAUUCCUUACACAGACUCUGAUUUCAGUGAUAGCCUCACUAUCAUGUUAUUUAUAGAUUAAUUCUGUAUGAAGAAUUAUUCUGUAACGUAUCAACUGUAUUUUAAACUUUAUUUUAUUUUUAAAACGGAACAGUAUAGAACAAUUUUCUUCCUGUGGAAAUUAACAGACUCCAGACCAUUGGUUCCAGUGGGAUUAAGAUAAACUAUCUGUAAGAGAUUGCUUAAUAUUGUCCUUGUCACAAUUAGUAUUUUUAAGUGAGUAGAAAACAGGGUGCCUGGUUAUCUGUUUAGCAUAACAACAACAACAAAAUAUUAAAAGCUCAACUGAAAAUAUGUGAAUGUUUAACAAAAGAUGUAGUUAUGUUCUUAAAACAAUGGGAUACCAUUUUUUUAACAAAAAGGAUUCCUCAGAAUCAUAUGUAUCUCAUAGCCCUUAGACCAUUUUGUGAAGUGAUAGCUAUUGUUUUUCUUUAAAAUUAUUUUUCACUGUUAGAGUUAAAUUGUGGGGGUGGGGGGGGAAGGAGCUGUGUUUUCUGUGGGAGAAAGAUUUGAGUUGUAAAGCUCUAUCUUUCAGACACAUCGUAUUGCUACUACUUUUCUUCUGUAGCACUGUGUUGGCAUUGCAGUGCUGCCUGCGAAGGGGCAGGGCCAGUAGUUUGUUAUCAGCACACCUGCCUGAACAUUCAGUACGCUCUGGUAAAUGGAGCAGGCUUACAGGACAAACUGCACUGUAAGCUGCUUGCUGUCCUGAGUUAAAAAAAAAAAAAAAAGAAAGAAAGAAAAGAAAAGAAAAAGGCAGGGGGUGGGGGAGAUUCUUGCAUCUCCCUUAUUGCUCUGCUGUAUUGUGGAGGGGGUGAUGAGUGGGCUAGUGAGAAAGAAUAAGCUGCUGCUAAUGUGACAGGUCAAGGCUUUUAGAAGGCCCAUGGGGAGCUUAUACAGAGCAGAAUCCUUGGGAGGAGCUUUGUUUCUAUGGAUGGAAUCUCUCCCUGAGAAACUGUGGCUUUACUUGGUACUUGUUUCUCUCUGCCUUUGACCAUGUUUUUUCAGAAGAGCUGCUGCAGGAGAUGAAUAGCCCAACAAAAACCUCACUAUUUAGGGAGCUGUGUUCCCUCAGCACAUGACCUUAAAUGAGAAAGCAGCCUGUAAUUCACAAGGAAUUUGCUCAGCAAUUGCAGAAUGACUGUGCUUCCUAUAGUGCUUAAUAUGGGAGAUAUUACAGACAAAUUAGUUCAUAUUAGUUUUCAAUGUAUUGUGCAUCAAAGAUGCUCAUACAAACAGGGGGUGGGGGAAACUAGCCUCAGAAUAGAAUGCUCUAAAUUCUUAAAUAAAACUUUUUAUACUAGGCUCUUACAAAAUUUUUAAAAAAAAAAAAAAAGAAUAUUUUGACCACAUGCCUAUACCCAAAAAUAUGCUACCAUACAGUGUGGUACUUCAUCAUUGUUUUGGGGUUGGUUUUUUGGGGGGAUUUUCAUCCCACAAGCAGAAGAACAUUUACAUGAUUCUUUAUAGCAGAUUCGUUAAUGGUAAAAUUUUCUAAUUCUAAUUCCAUUUUUUACAUUUAACUGUCUUGUAACAUUUCAGAAAUGGCACAUGUUCAUACAAUUAAAAAAAUGUGCUUUCUGAGUCUGAUUUUUAAAAAGACACAGAACUGAAGAAAUACUAUGAAUUGAUUAUAUCCGAGCACCAUGAACACAUUAAAAACAUCACUACAGAUGGGUGUGGGAAAAUAGCUGGUUCAUCUAGAAAACGUGCACAUGGUAUGCAAGGAAUUUUCAUUGUGCCCAGCUGAAAUUCCCUUACGUUCACAAGCAAUGUUGAAAGUGAACCUUAAAAAGGAAGGACAUUUGUAUAGGCAUAGUUUACAUUUUACCCAUUAUUUUCAACUAGAUUCAUUUUUUUUCCUCUUUAUGGUGUCGUGAAAAUCUACUAUGUGAAGUAUUCUUCAGACUGUAUUGGAAGAAAUAGUUUUCCCAGUCUGAUCAAAUACAAUGUUUGCUUUCUGCUUAGUGUACAUACAUAGAUGUACAUGUGUUGCAAACUAUGGGAGCGAAGCAGCUUCAGGCAACCCUUAGUCCUGGAAGCAGCCACCAGGACUAGUGAUGCCCAAGACUGAGAGAGAUACAAGGACCUACUGCUGCCUGUGCGGGAAUCUGGAGAGCGAUGGCAUCUUAAGCUUGCAUAAUACAUCCUAGAGUGUAUUCUACGUGGCAUCCUUAAAAAGAUUACGCUCUGAGGCCAUACCUCUCUAUUUGUCAGUGCAGGAAGCCUGUUUAAAACAGGCUGGCUUGGCAGAGGUGAUGCCUUGUCUAUCCCAGGUGCUUAGCCAGACAGUGGAAAUGUGUUAUGUGCAGUCUGUAUUCCUCAGCUAUGCAGGCUUUUAGCAUCUUUUCUGCUCAUUGACUCCCUCCCCCCCCUCCCGGGAUAUGCACUGGCCAUAAGCAAUGGGAGCUGUAGCUGGGAAAAGGCACUUCUCAUAGAUGAAUCUGCUUGGAAUUUUACUGGAAAAUACCAAGAGAUGGAAGCUUAAGGAGCUGUUUCCUAGUUAAGUAGAGUAUGGUAAAUCAAUACUGAAUGAAACUUACUCUGGUCUAAUUAUAAAUGAAAUGUAGUUAUGGUGUUCUUGCAGUGCGUUGAAAAUGGAGUGUGGUAAGCAGGAAUAGAGCAGUAGUUAAGAAGAAACACUACUUUUUAAUCAUGAUCUUGACACUGCUCAAUGGGCAGACCUCUUAUGGAUAUUACAUAGAACUGAAAUUCAUGAAGAGGAAAAAAGGUUAAAAUUAGUUAGCAUGAAUAAAUUUCCAUAGUGAGCCAAAUCAGUGGGGUUUCAAUGUGUGCAAGACAGCUUUGAAUGAUUGGGUCUUUCUGAAAAAAAUAAAAUAAAUUUAAGACAUUCUUAAGCUUUAGAAAUGCUGUGUUGGAUUGCAUGUUCUCUUUGUUUUCUUUUCUGCACACACUCUUGAAAAAAGGUACCUACUUAUUAAAAAAAUACUAAAAUGUCUGACACUUGUUAAAAAAAUGAAUUCAACACAUCUUAAGGUUUCAUCCUGAUAUCUCUCUUGUGUUGGGGCUGUUUCUGUUAUAUUUUGAAGGGAAAGGGUGAAAGAAGAAAGAUUCAUUUGGGAAGGCAUUAGUGUUGGAUGAAUCCACUGUGCUAACAUCUUUUUCAUUUUUACCUACUACUGCUUCAAAAAACAAGGCUACUUUUACGUGUCUUAUUUAGCAAUGGUGUGACAAUUAUUAAUAAUACUACAUAUUUUGUUUUUAACUUUCUAUUUAACAUAUACUACCUUUUGUAAAAAAAUAUAUGCAGAUAAAUAAUGUUUCUCUAGAUUUUAUGCAUAGAGAAUGUUAGUAAGGGAAGAGGUUUUAAAUAAAUGUAUAACUUCUUACUGUUCUUUUCCCAUUUUAAAUGAUACUUUUAAAUCACUACUUUUGUUUGUCUGGAAAUAUACUGAAUAUUUUAUUAUUUAAAAUAGUAUACUUUUAUAGCUGUUUAUUAAUUUUGGUUGACUACUAACUUCUAUUUUGAUAUUUAUUAAUGAGUUGACACUGUAGUAUAUUGAGAUGUUUAUUUUUCUAUCAGAGCUGUAACAACUAUGACAUGGCAUUAUUUUAAUGCAACAUCAUUGUACUUGCUCUCUAAAAAAUAAAAUCAAUAUUUAAUCCA